AUGUCUCUUCCUCAAGAAUAUGAUCUCAUUGUAACGAAUGGGAUGUGCGUUACUGCGGCUGAUGCAGCGCCUUUGGACAUUGGAAUCGCAGGUGGGAAGAUAGUUCUUCUUGCCCCUUCAGGCUCUCUCGGAAAGGCCAACGCGUCAAAAGUCAUCAAUGCUGAGGGGGGAUAUGUCAUGCCCGGAGGCAUUGAUUGCCAUGUCCAUUUGCAAGAGCCAAGCAUGUUCGGGAAAGGCAGCUCAGCAGACAGCUACGAGUCUGGCUCUCGUUCAGCCAUUGCUGGAGGGUGUACCACGCUCAUUUCAUUUGCUCCUUUGCAGAAGGAAUCCGAGUCUCCGACUGAGGCAAUACAGGCCACACAUAGUCUGGCCGCAGGGAACUGCUACUGUGAUUACGGCUUCCACCUUCUUAUGGGAAACGCAGGCCCAAGGGCUCUAGCGGAAAUGAAACUCUUGAGGCAAAAGGGAAUCACCUCGAUCAAAAUCUACAUGACUUACCAGGCUCUCCAACUCCGCGACGGGGAGAUACUAUCCGUACUCCUGGCAGCGAGGGAGAACAAGAUCCUCACAAUGAUCCACGCAGAGAACGGAGACGUUCUAGACUGGCUGACCGAAAAGCUCGAGGAAGCAAAGCUCUUCGCCCCGAAGUACCAUUCCAACUCUCGCCCGCCAAUCCUAGAGUCCGAGGCGACCAACCGCGCCAUCGCACUCGCGAACCUGGUGGCGCAAACCCCGAUUCUGCUUGUCCAUGUCAGCGACCCAGCAGCCGCUUCCCGGAUUCGCGAGGCUCAGACUCACGGCCAGCCGGUCUUUGCAGAGACAUGCCCACAGUACCUGUUCCUCACCCGCGAUGACCUCGACAAGCCCGGCUUUGAAGGUGCAAAGUGCGUCUGCUCGCCUCCUCCUCGCAAUGCCGAGGACCAGAAUGCGAUCUGGACGGGCCUUCGGAACGGGACGUUCUCUAUCCUCAGCUCGGACCACUGCCCCUUCCGGUACGAUGACGCCCAGACAGGUAAGAAAACUUGCGUGACGGACGAGCACCCCGUUGGAAGAUUCAAGUACAUCCCCAAUGGUCUUCCGGGGAUCGAGACGAGGAUGCCACUGGCCUUCUCUGCCAGCAAGCUCGAGGUUACAAAGUUCGUUGAGGUCACAUCUACCAAUGCGGCCAAAAUGUAUGGACUGUAUCCACAAAAGGGCUCGAUCAUCCCUGGCGUAUCGGAUGCAGACCUGGUGGUUUGGUAUCCGGACGGGAAACUACCGAAUAUCACAUUGAAGAAUAACAUGUUGCACCACGAUGUGGACUACUCACCAUACGAGGGGCGACUCGUUAAGAACUGGCCAAGGUACACAAUCCUGCGCGGUGAGGUGGUCUGGGACCGUGAAAAUGGCGGCAUUUUAGGCAACAAGGGAUAUGGACAGUUCAUCAAGCGCGAGGCUAGUUCGUUGAGCGGUGUGUGGGAGACUGUGGAUCAACAUGGCCCAUUCAACUUAGAGACAUUGUGA
Messenger RNA from Diaporthe amygdali, 1503 nucleotides. RefSeq lists its product as uncharacterized. Gene Ontology annotation, cellular component: cytoplasm. Gene Ontology annotation, molecular function: hydrolase activity, acting on carbon-nitrogen (but not peptide) bonds. Lineage: Eukaryota; Fungi; Ascomycota; Sordariomycetes; Diaporthales; Diaporthaceae. The transcript is spliced from 2 exons. The record is from RefSeq and is a predicted model, not a curated record. The coding region runs from base 1 to 1503 and encodes 500 amino acids.